AGCGAAGUACCACUAACUAAUGAUGCUUGUACACAAACAUUUGCUGACGAGGAUGUGCAGCAAAAAACUGAAUCGCCACCAAAAUCACUCGAUGAGAUUUCUCGUGAUUGGAACGAAGGAAGGACUCUUUCUGCAUCCGAUGCUCUCCGACUUGUCAAACGGGGUAUUGUAAAAUGCCGCGAACUGGAGACGCGCCUCGAUGCUGAAACUGCAAUAUUUGUGAGGCGUUCCUACGUAGCUCCUGAAGUCUUGAAGGAGUUACCAUUCAAGAACUACGAUUACAAAUAUGUGACCAACUCUUGCUGUGAAAAUGUUAUUGGUUACGUCCCUAUACCUCUGGGCGUUGCUGGUCCUAUACCAAUAAAUGGUGCUGAAGUUUACGUCCCUAUGGCCACCACAGAAGGUGCAUUGGUCGCCAGUACAAAUAGAGGUUGUAGUGCCGUAAAGAAAAGUGGCGGUGUUUCUACCUGCAUUUUCGACGAAGGAAUGACACGUGCUCCUGUUGUCAAGUUUCCUACCGCUUCAGAGGCUGUAAAGUUGAAAAAAUGGCUUGGAGUUCCUGAGAACUUUCUUCUUGUCAAGACUGAGUUCGAGUCCACAAGUCGGUUUGCACAACUACGUGCGGUAGAGGUAGCCAUAGACGGGAAUCUAGCGUUCGUCCGAUUCAUCGCUUUCACGGGAGAUGCAAUGGGUAUGAACAUGGUGUCAAAAGGUUGCAACCUUGCUAUGCAUUUGCUAAAGGAGAAAGUUUCCAUCAAUGCAACUGCUGGCUCUAAGUCGAGGCGAUCGGCGGAUUGCACGUUGCCUGCCAGUGUUGUUCUGUCAAUCUUCAAGACAACUCCGAAGCAAAUGGCUGAAGCUGCACAGGACCCUGCUCAGGUCGUUCGUCAUCGAUUUGCUCGACAACGUAUGGAACGUCCCACCUACAUGGGAAUGUAUAUGUUGUCUUGUGCUGGCCCUUCACCUGUGGAGGCAGGUGCGCAUGCUCGUCGCCUAGCGGAGGUCAUAUGUUCCACGGUGCUUGCCGGUGAACUAUCGUUGAUGGCUGCAUUAGUCACGGACCAGCUGGUGUCGAGUCAUAUGAAGCUUAACAGUAAGUCACGCCUGCAUUUAUACCCUUCAAUGCCUGUAAUGGCGAUGCCAACUGCUGAGAAGUCACCUCGAGAAAUCCCGCUCCCACGAAAACCAGUCGAGAAAGGGACUCGUGUUAAAAGAACCGUCAAAGUUGAAUGCUCUAACAUUCUU
Messenger RNA from Ostertagia ostertagi, 1245 nucleotides. NCBI's taxonomy places the organism in Eukaryota, Metazoa, Nematoda, Chromadorea, Rhabditida, Trichostrongylidae. The record is from the annotation of a GenBank genome assembly.